Molecule: messenger RNA, 1398 nt
Organism: Scedosporium apiospermum
Lineage: Eukaryota; Fungi; Ascomycota; Sordariomycetes; Microascales; Microascaceae
Exons: 9
Coding region: 1-1398 (465 amino acids)
Biological process (GO): transmembrane transport
Cellular component (GO): membrane
Molecular function (GO): transmembrane transporter activity
Source: RefSeq, a predicted model, not a curated record
AUGUCCGAUAUGAAACGCGGAAAGGAUGAUCCGGCGACGGUGCCGCGCGAUUCAUCUGGCGAUGUAGAUGUAUUGAAGCUUGAAAUGCAAGCAGCGGAAGAUGUUGUCCCGAAGCCGGAGAGCAUCCGGCACAUGAGCCCUCAAGAGCUCCAGGCUUUUGAAACAAAGAUGGUCCGAAAAAUGGACCUCGUCAUCAUAUCUGCCCUUGCCGCGGCCAAGCUCUAUGGGAUUAUGGAAGACCUGAACAUGACAACCAAUGACUUCGCGACUGCCAUCUCUAUUCUAUUCGUUGGGUACCUUCCUUUCCAGAUCCCAUCGAAUUUGGUCAUGACGAAGAUUUCUCGGCCCGGGCUUUACAUCUGCAGCGCUGCGGCAGUAUGGGGUAGCGUUAGUGCUUGCACUGCGGCUGCCAAGAAUUACAAUUCUCUCCUAGCCCUGCGUGUUCUGCUCGGCAUCACGGAGGCCGUCUUCUUCCCCGGUGUCAUCUACUUCCUUAGCGCAUGGUACACCAAGAACGAGCUUGGGAAGCGACUAGCUGCUCUCUUCAUGUUUCAAAUGCUGGGAAGUGCAUUUGGUGGAUUCGUCGCCGCCGCCUGUUUGACUCUUGACGGCCGAUAUGGAAUUGCGGGUUGGCGUUGGCUUUUCAUCGUUGAGGGUGUCAUCACCGUUGGCUGUGGCAUCAUUUUUUCCUUGAUUAUGCCCGAGUAUCCGCACAACGCUCGACUUCUGAAGCCUAUUGAACGAGACUAUGCCGUCUGGCGUAUCGAGAUGGAGGCCGGUGAUGGAGAGGCCCAUGAAGAUACCACCACGUGGGAGGGUUUCAAGCUUGCAAUUCUGGACCCCAAAAUUUGGCUCAUGGUUUGGUGUAUGGGCAUGGGUCAGGCGAUGGGUAGUAUCGUCAACUUUUUCCCUUCCAUUGUAUCAACCCUCGGCUACAACAAGAUGAUCUCUCUUCUUCUUACGGCGCCUCCUUAUGUUUUGGCCGCCAUCUGGUUCUACAUCAUCUCGUAUAUUAGUGACCGUCUCAUUCAUUGCGUAUAUUAUCGCGCUGUCCACCUUGAAUACCGGAGCGCGCUACUUCGCGAUGAUGCUUAUGCCUUCCCGGGACCCCAGAUCAUGCUUUAUAAGACUCUCAGCAUCCACAUGGCGCGACCGUUUCCGAAGCGAGCUGCUGGCGUUGCCAUGAUGAACGCCAUCGGUGGCCUGUCCAAUGUCUGGACCAGCUACCUUUACUACGCGCCUCCCAAUUAUUACGCCGCUUUCGGAUGCCGCUACACUGUUUACGUGAGGAGGGUCAACAAACUCCUCGGUGGCAGUGAGGAGGACCAGCGCAAGGCAAUGAAGACCGGAGUUACGAAGCAACAAGUUGAACUUGGGUGGAGGUAUGUUGGGUACUAA